AUGAUCAAAAAAUCUUUUUCCGAUUACUGCAAACUCGAAAAAAAUCCGCAAGCCUGCAAUGGCAAACGUCACAUCGCUUGUUCCGGUCCUCCUGAUAGUUGGCCCAAGGAAGAGUGCGAAAAUAAGCAACACAUCAAAAUUUCUCCAUCAAUGCGGGACUUGUUGAUUACUGAACACAACAAAUGGCGAGAAAUGUUAGCAUCGGGAAAUGUUCCAAACUAUCCAGCUGCAACAAAAAUGAUGAAAAUGCAUUGGGACGACGAAUUAGCUCACGUAGCAGAAAUAUUCUCAGAUUUUUGCGUUUUUGAGCACGACGAGUGUCGAUCAACAGACAAAUUCAAAAAAUCAGGACAAAAUUUGGCGUUGAAAAUGUAUUCGAAACCUUACACCGGCAGCAUUGAGAAGAUGAUGAGUGAAAUGUGUGCAGAAUGGUUCACGGAAUACAAAUUAGUUCCUGAUGAUAAAAUACCUGGAAUUAUUGACAAAUAUGAACAUAAAGCUGAAUGGGGUCAUUUUGCAGUUAUGGCGCGUGAAAACAACAGAGCUCUUGGUUGUGCAUUAAUUUCACGUAAAAGUUCGACUUAUUCCAAGGACCAUCCGUACAAUUUUAUGCUGACAUGUCAUUAUGCAGACGUUAUUUUCCAAAAUAAACCCUUGUAUGAAUACGGAGAAGCAUGUUCCGCUUGCAAAUCUUACGGGCCUGAGUUCAAAUGUGAUGAAAACGAGCGUCAUUUGUGCGUUAAUGUCACGGAAGAAGCUGAAAUUCGUGAAAAUGAAGGUGCUCCUCAUCACGUUCGCGUCGUGCAGAGCAAAAAGACGCCCAAUAAAGCUUGUUUUUAA
Culicoides brevitarsis is the source of this 840-nucleotide messenger RNA. RefSeq names its product antigen 5 like allergen Cul n 1-like. The record is from RefSeq and is a predicted model, not a curated record. The coding region runs from base 1 to 840 and encodes 279 amino acids. NCBI's taxonomy places the organism in Eukaryota, Metazoa, Arthropoda, Insecta, Diptera, Ceratopogonidae. The transcript has 6 exons.